Prorocentrum cordatum is the source of this 894-nucleotide messenger RNA. The record is from the annotation of a GenBank genome assembly. Lineage: Eukaryota; Dinophyceae; Prorocentrales; Prorocentraceae.
CUCCCUUCGAGAGUAAGGGUACUUUCUCUCCCUUCGAGGGGGCGAGCCGUUCACCAGAGAGGAACAGCUGCAGCGCCGCUGCGGCCGCGGGCCCAAUGCUGGCGCGCGCUCGCGCCUACGAGGGCCUUACAGCGACGCCAGAGAGAACCCUGGCGGGCACGGUGCUGCAAUGGCACGAACGGCCUGGAGUAACGCCUGCGGACGGAAAGGACGAGGAGGAAAUGGAGUUGGAGAAGGAGGAGGCCCAGGGAGGCCCAGAAAGGGGGACGGAAUGCAGCAGGGGACACGUCGGCCCAGGGGCACACCCGUCCGCACGCGAGGAGAGGCAGAACAGGCAGCAGAGACCCUUCUGGCCCUGCCUGACUUUGCGCGCCACCAAUUCUCGUGGCAGGAGGGGGGGGACCUGCAAUCACAGGACGCGCCGGAGGCGCAAGGGAUAUUUGACGCCGUCGCGGCAGAUGCAGAGCCCGUGUGCUUCGAGGGACAGCUGAAACACAUCACAUAUCGCCAACCCUCGACGCACAGCACCAAUCCAGCAUGGGGGACAAGGUCCAUCCAAGGAAAGACUAUUUCAGGCUGAGCAAAUGCCGGUGAAAAUGGAAAAUGGGCACACGCAACGGCGGCGCUCUUCGGCGCUUCGCCUCAGCGGGUCGUCGGAGAACGGUCCUCAGCCCGAGGCGCCCUAGAGCACUCUCUUGUAGAUGACGACGUACUCGGGGUACGCCUGGCUGCGGCAGCCCGCCGGCGCGCUGAGGGGGGAAAGGAGACGAGGGAACGGGCGAGAGAGCAGAGAGCCCGUCUUAUGCUGCAUCCUCAAAAAAGACCUUGUCUGCCCCGUCGCGGCCGCAUCCGCGUCGAAUCCGCGUCGAAUCCAUGUCGGCCUCGUCGGGUCCG